AUGGGUGAACAAAUACCUUAUCCAGUAUUUAGUAAUCUAGAUGAUGAAUUGUCUAUUGAUUCAAAUCAAGCGGAAUCAUUCAGUGAUCGACCCUUUUUGCCUUCUCUUGGUUUUGCGCAAAUUAUAAAUGGAACUGAAGUUAGUUUUACUUAUCCCAUUAAUUAUACUGUAAAGGAGAUAAAGUUUGACGAUCCUGACACGCAAGAUGGCAAGGGAAAGGAAAUAUACAAGGGAAAUCAUGAACAUGAGUAUUUGGUUUGCGAAUGGAAAAAUCAUUUAAAGAACGGAAAGGGUUUGCUGUACAAUAGUUGGGGAGAACUCUUAUUUCGAGGGAAUUUUGUAAAUGAUAAGCUGGAGGGAAUGGGAGCAAUUUAUCAUGACGGUUGCGUGAUCGCGGAAUUGCUAUAUGAGCACAAUCAACCCGAUCUGCUGAACUAUAUUGAAUGUUCUCCCGAUUCGAUCAUUCUCGUAAAGAGAUCCGAAAAAGGAGAGUUGCUCUAUCGAGGCGGUUUUGAUGAGCAAACGCUUGAAAGAGAGGGAUGGGGCGCGGAAUAUAAAAAUGGGGUUUUGCACUAUUACGGGACUCACGAGAGCAAUGUCAUUGUAAAUAUAACAAAGAAAUUCGAGGCAGAUAUUAUGUACGAAUAUGGAAGCGAUCAAACGCUUGUUUAUGUCGGAAACUACAAGGAUAGUUUGGUUGAGGGAUUCCCCAGAGAAGGAGAGGGAAGAGAAUAUUUGAAUGGAGUGCUCACGUUUCAUGGGCAAUACGCAAACAAUAAGCGAAAUGGAAAGGGAACGUUGUUUUAUCAAUACGGAGUGGCAAAGAUGUGUGGAUUUUGGGAACAGGGGAAGUUGCUGUGGUCCAUGGAGAUGGACAGCAAUGGAUACAGCAGUAAUUUGAAGUUCGAUGGAAGGUCGAUUGCUUCCAUUCGGGUUGUUGAUGGACUCGAAGUGAUCAAUAUGAACAUCCGCAAUAUGAAAAUUGGAAAUAAUGCUUGUAAUUCUAAAGAAAUUCAGCGUUUCGUUCUUUCAAACGCGCCUUGCAUUGAGACGAUCUCCAUUGGAUCGAAUUGCUGCAAAAAUGUCACCUUUUUCCAGAUUGAAGACCUUCCUUCAUUGAGAAAAGUGACGAUUCUGGAAGACAGUUUCACUACGUUUAAUCGCACCACCAACACUCCAAUCAACGGGAAUCACCCGGCCAAUUCUCGCUAUCAAUCUAUCUUUCAAAUCAAUCGAUGUCCGCAGCUUGUAAUGUUUUGUUGUGGCUGCGGAUCCUUCUCCUCAUUCCUACAGUUUUCACUUACAAGGAAAGUCGUACCCGACCGCAAAACCUUCCAAAACUGGAAAGGGUUGAGAUCGGAUGUCAAAGCUUCCACAAUGUGUAUGUUGUUUCUUUAG
Blastocystis hominis is the source of this 1398-nucleotide messenger RNA. RefSeq lists its product as hypothetical. Bases 1 to 1398 code for a protein of 465 amino acids. The transcript has 3 exons. The record is from RefSeq and is a predicted model, not a curated record. Lineage: Eukaryota; Bigyra; Opalinata; Blastocystidae.